UUUUUUUUUUUUUUUUUGAUUCUACUCCUUUAUCAUAUCAUAUAUUCAUAUCAUAAGGUUCAAACCUUAAUUUGUUUCUUAAUAUUUUUGUUGUCCAAUUCGCAUGAAUAGAAUACAUGUGACAUGCUUAAUGGUAGUAAUUUUAGUUAAAAAGAUUCGAAAUUUGACACCUAUAUAUUCGUUGUUGCCAACCUGGCUGGUCCUAGUGUGCAAAUUUCUUUCCAACUUCGAAACUUUUGGUCUUUUUUUUUUUUAAUUUCAUGAUUUUCUGCUCAAAAGUCCCAACUUUUCAAUUUUAAUUUUUUUGAAAAGGGGGAAAAAGAAGAGAUUUUUUUAGUUUUAGGGCUAAUUUGUGUCUUAAAUCUUGUGUAUUAGUCAAGUUCGAAUCUUUAAUCUUUCUGGGUAUUGCCAUUUUGUUAAAAAGUUACAGCUUUUGGUAUUUUCUUAUUCAAAAUUAAGCAAAUUUGUGGGAUUAAAGUUUGAAUCUUGUACUGCUAAAAAAAAAGUUUGAAUCUUGAACUGGGUAUAGGGUAAUGCCCAGGAAUUAGGAUGGGUGUAAAUUCAAGUGAUAAUUUGGUGAAAUUUUUUGAAGAAAUUGACAAUGUGGCAGAGGAAUGGGACCAGAAGGUUUUUCUGAAGCAGUCAUCUCGUUAUAACGGUUCUUCCAAUAGCAUUUUAACCGAAGCGGAGGAGGAUUUGACUAAUGGUAAUUCAGUAGUUUCAAAGCUGUCACAGCUUCUUUCUACUGAAAGUGCUUCUGCUGCUGUUGAUGGCAUCGAUGCUGAUCUGAGAAAAUCUGUUCCAAGGUUAAAGAUAGCUAUGCUUGUUGUUGGCACACGAGGAGAUGUUCAACCUUUUGUAGCUGUUGCCAAGAAACUUCAGGAUUUUGGUCAUCAUGUUCGUUUGGCAACUCAUAUAAAUUUUAGUGACUUUGUCAAGUCAGCUGGUGUUGAGUUCUAUCCUUUGGGUGGUGAUCCGCGCAUUCUAGCAGGAUAUAUGGCAAGAAAUAAAGGGUUGCCCUCAGCAAAAGGAGAGUUAACAAUUCAAAGGAAGCAAUUGGAAGCUAUUAUGGAAUCAAUCCUACCUGCUUGUACAGAACCAGACAUAAAGACUGGUGCACCGUUUAGAGCUCAAGCAAUAAUUGCUAACCCUCCUGCUUAUGGACAAUUACAUGUUGCUGAAGCUCUAAAUGUACCUCUACACAUACUCUUCACGGUGCCAUGGACGCCAACUUAUGAAUUUCCCAUCCCAAUUGCUCAUCUACCGCAAAGUCCUGGUAACCGGUUGUCAUAUGUAAUUGUUGAUCUGAUGAUUUGGUGGCUGAUAAGGGGUCACAUAAAUGACAUCAGGAAGAGAAAGUUGAACCUUCCUCCCAUUUCAUACUUUAGCACAUACUAUGGAUCUACAUAUCAUUUGCCAACGACAUACAUGUGGAGUCGUCAUGUCUUACCUAAACCAAAAGACUGGGGACCUGAAGUUGAUGUUGUUGGUUAUUGUUUCUUAAACCUUGGGUCCAAGUAUCAGCCACAAGAAGAGUUAGUAGAUUGGAUAAAGAAAGGGCCGAGGCCAAUAUACGUUGGCUUUGGAAGCAUGCUUCUUGAUGAUUCCAAGAGAACUACAGAUAUCAUUCUUGAAGCAUUGAAGCAUACCGGACAGCGUGGAAUAAUUGACUGUGGUUGGGGAGGCCUUGGUAUUGCUUCUGAACUUCCAGAUGACGUCUUCCUUCUCGAGAAUUGCCCUCACGAUUGGCUUUUACCUCAAUGUUCUGCAGUGGUUCACCAUGGUGGUGGUGGAACUACAGCGGCUGGACUAAAAGCUGGGUGUCCCACUACAAUUGUUCCAUUCUUUGGAGAUCAGUUUUUCUGGGGUGAUAGGAUUCAUGAGAAAGGAUUGGGGCCAGAGCCUAUACCUGUUAACGAGCUCACUGUCGAAGCUCUCUCUAAUGCUAUCGAAUUCAUGCUAGAGCCAGAGAUCAAAUGUCGAGCAAUGGAAAUAGCUCGGUUGAUAGAUAAUGAAGAUGGUGUUGCAGCUGCUGUCGAUGCAUUUCAUCGACAUUUACCCAAUGAAUUGCCAGUGCCACCUGCAUCAAUGGAAAACAAUAGUCCAAAUCUUAUUCAGUGGUUCUUUGUUCAAAUUGGAACAAUUUGCUGCAGUGUUUGUUCUUAGAUUAUUUUGUAGGUGUGAGUGAGAGUAGGGUUUUUGUAUAGCUUUUGCCCUCCAAUGUUGGUUAAUACUAAUACCAUUAUUUGUAAUUAACCAUUCAUUUUAUUCAUUUCAUUCUGUAAAUUAUGUUUGGAAAAAUACAUUAGGGAGUCCAACUCAAGAAAGUUAUUGCAUUAGGUGAA
This is a messenger RNA of Chenopodium quinoa (quinoa), 2345 nucleotides long. Its product is annotated as sterol 3-beta-glucosyltransferase UGT80B1-like. The transcript has 13 exons. Gene Ontology annotation, molecular function: UDP-glycosyltransferase activity; hexosyltransferase activity. The record is from RefSeq and is a predicted model, not a curated record. Lineage: Eukaryota; Viridiplantae; Streptophyta; Magnoliopsida; Caryophyllales; Amaranthaceae. Gene Ontology annotation, biological process: carbohydrate metabolic process. Bases 550 to 2166 code for a protein of 538 amino acids.